Phodopus roborovskii (desert hamster) is the source of this 761-nucleotide messenger RNA. RefSeq names its product coiled-coil domain containing 28B (gene Ccdc28b). Bases 33 to 632 code for a protein of 199 amino acids. The transcript is spliced from 5 exons. Lineage: Eukaryota; Metazoa; Chordata; Mammalia; Rodentia; Cricetidae. The record is from RefSeq and is a predicted model, not a curated record.
UUAUCUUCCUUCUCAGGCCUGAAAAGCACCCAAUGGAUGACAAAAAGAAGAAACGGAGUCCUAAGCCCUGCCUGGCCCAACCAGCACAGGCCUCAGGCACACUACGGAGAGUCCCUGUGCCCACCAGCCACAGUGGUUCCUUAGCCCUGGGACUCCCUCAUCUGCCGUCACCCAAGCAGCGAACCAAGUUUAAGAGAGUAGGCAAGGAGAAAUGCCGACAGGUGCUGGCUGGAGGUGGGGGCCCCUCUGCAGGCACACCUCUGCAACACUCCUUCCUGACCGAGGUGACAGAUGUCUAUGAGAUGGAGGGGGGAUUGCUGAACCUGCUCAAUGACUUCCAUUCAGGCCGCCUACAGGCCUUUGGGAAGGAAUGCUCCUUCGAGCAGUUGGAGCAUGUGCGGGAGAUGCAGGAGAAGUUGGCCAGACUGCACUUCAGCUUGGAUGUGUGUGGGGAGGAGGACGAGGAAGAGGAAGACGAUGGUGUCACAGAGGGCUUGCCUGAGGAACAGAAGAAGACAAUGGCUGACCGCAACCUGGACCAGCUGCUUAGCAAUCUAGAAGAUCUUAGCAAUUCCAUACAGAAGCUGCACUUGGCAGAGAAUGCUGAGCCUGAGGAGCAGCCAGCGUCGUAGGUGUCGGAUCCAGGCCUCUCUCCUUCCCUUCAAACUGUGACUUUUUACGGACUCGGGAGGGUAUUCCGCAGCCCCCCAGGUGCUACGAGGUGGGGGGCACUAGAUGGAAUUAAACAGAAAAGCAACUCC